This is a messenger RNA of Trichomonas vaginalis G3, 3405 nucleotides long. Its product is annotated as centrosomal protein 2 family. The coding region runs from base 1 to 3405 and encodes 1134 amino acids. The record is from RefSeq and is a predicted model, not a curated record. The transcript has a single exon. Lineage: Eukaryota; Parabasalia; Trichomonadida; Trichomonadidae.
AUGGAGCGGAAUCAUAGACAUUCGAAGCAACCAUACAGCUACAAAUCAGAAUCUAAACCAGACAAUGAUGAUUAUCCUGUUAGAUCGCAUAAUCAUAGAUCAAAAUCAACUGCUGUAAAAGAUAAUAAUUUACUUCCAGCCUCAGGUCGAAAAUCAUCAGUUGAUUCCUCAAAUCCAAACUUAUCUACAUCAGCUGCCGACUUUAUGGCAAUUUGUGAAACGUUAACAAAACGGAAAAUUACUAAUUUAAACGACUCAAUUAAUGUACUUAAUGAUUUAGUUGCUUCUAACAAAAAAUCCCAGUUACAAGUCAAGUUACUUCAAAGCUCGAAGAAAGAUUUAAUUACAAAAUUAAAUUCUGCUACACAAGAAGUUCAAAAUCUCAAAAAUAUGAUUAAAGAUCAAAAAUUCGAUGCUCCUAGAACUACACUUCAAAUUGAAAUACAAAAUCUCAAAAAGAAAUUGACUGAGAAAGAUGCAACAAUUUCUCAACUUACAGAAGAGUUAAACCAUCAUAAAAGUGUUAAUGCUACUUUGCUUUCAGAGCAAGCAUUACAAAAUUCGAAAUCAAUUAAUAUAAACGAUAAGCUUAAGAAAACACAGGAUAACGAACAGUCACUGAUUCAUGAAAAUACCAAAUUUGUCAAACAAAUUGCGAAACUACGUCAACAGCUUGAAAAAUAUCAAAAGAUUAAUAUUGACGAUUUUCACAACUUAAAAUCGGACUAUUCAAAACUGAAGAAGCUCCAUAACCAAUUACAUGAUGAUUAUGAUCAAUUAUCAGCCGAGAACGCACAACUUCAAAAUCGAAUUCUUGAAUUAGAGAAAGAAAAUCAAGAAAUUCAUGAAAAGAUUCUUGCACCACUUGAAACUCACGAUUCUAUUGCUACUUCAGACAAACCAACAGAGAUAGAAAAGCUUCAAAAACAAAAUUCCAGCUUGCUACAGAAUAUUAAUCUAUCUGAAGAUGUCAUUGCCAGCCAAAGAGAUGAAAUUAUUAAAGCAUAUGAGUCUCGCAACACUAUGUCCAAGUUUGUUCAGAGAUUAUUCAAAGUUUUACAAACAACCGAAAAUCUUGCUAAAGAAUACAAAGAUAAAUAUGAUACUUUAAUGUACAAGGUUGAAGAAGAAAAGCAAAACUUUGAAGUACAACGUGAAAAGCUUCUUUUCGACUUCACAAGUACCUUUGAACAAAUCAUUGAAAUUGUUCCAAUGGAUAUCACAGAGCCAAUCACAAAUGACACUUCAAAGACAGAAUACGAGCAACUCAAAGCAAUUGUACAAGCCUUGAUCAAUACAAAUGGAGCUCGUACCUCCUCAGGAAAUGUCGAAAAUACACCUGAUUUGCCAGAAGAAUAUGAAAAACUCAAGAAGAGAUAUAUGAAUCUUUAUUGUUUCCUUGACAAUACACUUUUGUUCAUCAGAAAGAUUGCCAAUACAAAUGAUGUUGAUGAAAGAUUGUUUAUACAACAACAUAUCGCAAGAAUUGCAAUCUUUAUUGAUCAAAACAAACCGGAUCAUGUUAUUUAUUAUCCUUCACCAUAUGAAUCAACAGAUCUCAAUGAAGCUCUUCAGAUUGUUCAUGAUUUCAUUGAUGAUGAUCUCUCUAAACAAUCUCCAUUCCUUGAAGUUGUUGCUAUUCUUUCUGCAAUGUGCACAGCCAACGCAAUGCUCAUGGAGAAUGCAGAGAUAAAUAAGAGAAGAGUUAUUGAAUUGAAAGAUAAUGCGACUGUUAAUGAGAAUCUCAGAGCAAUGGCUAAUGAAGCCAAGAAACUCGUUGAAAGAGAAGAAACUCUUAAGAUGAUAUUCUCACAAAUGUUAGGUGAUGAAGAUGUUGAUCCAGUUGAGUGGAUCAAAGAAAACAUUCAUGAUAUGUUUGUAGAAAACAAAUAUGCUAAAGAUAAAUUGGCAGAAAUGAAGGGUAAAAUUGAUACACUUCGUACAGCAGCACAACAAGAGAUCAAGAAACUUGAAGCAGAACGUGACAUGUUCUGUGAAAAGGCUAGCAAAUUAUCAGAGACAAUUCAACAGGAAAUUCUUGCAGCUAAAGUUGAAUUCGCUCAAAAAUUGCAAGAUCAUCAGAAGCUUGUUGAAGAAACUGCAAACUCCAAUAAAGAACAACUAGAAGAAGCAUUAAAGACAAGUACAGAAGAACACGAAAAAGAAAUGCAAGAUUACAAGCAAAGAAAUGGAGAAUUACAAUCAGCAGUUGAUGAAUUGCUUAACAGAGUUGCCAAACUUACAAUGGACGUACAAGAACGCGAAGAAUUAAUCGCAGAGUUACAUACAGAACAUCAAGACUAUGCAUUAGAGAAAGAAACACAAGUUAAUGAGCUCAUGAAAGUUUCCAAGGCAUUGAUGAAGAAACACAAAGAUGCGAAGAGAAAGAUUGUUGAUGUUAAUCAAACAAUGUCAAAGAUGAUCAAAGAGAUUCAAGAUAGGAACGAUCAAACAAUUGAAUCUUAUAAGAAAGAUAUCUUUGCUCUUACAGAACGCCUGAAGAAUUCUCAAGAUGAUUCUCAAAAGUCUUCAGAUAAAGUUCAUCAGCUUGAAGAAAAAAUAAACGGAUUGCAAGAACAAAUUGCUAAGCUUACUUUAAGCGAAAGGAACUUGAAACAUAAAUACAAUACUUUAUCAGACCAAGUAGUUAGGGAGCGUGAAAGCUUAGAUGCUUCUAAAGCUGCUCUCAGUGCUGCUUUUGAGUCAAAUCAUAAGGCUAUUGUAAGCGAAAAAGAAAAAGAGAUUCAAAUGGCUAAAGAAUUCAUUGCAAAAGUUGCAAGAGAAAUCGAUACAGGAAUUAAGACAGAGGAUUUGAUUGCAAAAGCAACAAAGAACUUAGAGAAUCGUGAAGAAUCCCCUGUAAUCAAAGCCGGUAUUGAAGCUCUUCAACUAAAGAGAGAAUUCCAAAUCCCGAAUGAUAAACCUCUUUCAGAUACAAUGCGCAAUCUUGUUGAUGCAAAGGAUAUUGCAAAUCGCGAAUUAGAAACAUACACAGAUAAGUUAAAGAAGACAGAAUUAGAACUCUCUAAGGUUAAGAGAGAAUUGGCCAAAUCUUGUGCUGCUAUUGCCGAUAACAAGGAGUGGAUGAAUUGGGCAAGAACAAUGUACAUGAAUGUAACAUGUGGAGGUGCUCCAAUGUACAAUGCACAAGACUUAAGAUAUCUUCUUCAGGAGUCUCUGUUGACAGAAAUUGGAUUUGGAAGUUUGACAAAGAAGGUUGAUAUUCUGAGAACAGAAAAAGCUUGCUUAUUAUCUCCGUUAUACAAGGUUGCAACUAAUUAUAAUAAGAAUCAUAGCAUAAGAACAGCCUUGCUCAUAGUUUUGUUUGCAAACAGAGUACAAUCUAGCUCAAACAUGAUGCCAACAAGAUUUGCUAGAAUUCAAACUGAAGAAGGCAAAGAUUGA